Molecule: messenger RNA, 920 nt
Organism: Ailuropoda melanoleuca (giant panda)
Lineage: Eukaryota; Metazoa; Chordata; Mammalia; Carnivora; Ursidae
Product: fructose-bisphosphate aldolase C-like
Exons: 3
Biological process (GO): glycolytic process
Molecular function (GO): fructose-bisphosphate aldolase activity
Source: RefSeq, a predicted model, not a curated record
CCCCUCUAGGCUAGGUCCUGGUAAAUAAGGGGGUGAAGACAGAGAAACUCAGUUCCUACUCCCUGCCCCAGACUGCCACAUUUUGUUGGUGCCUCUGUCUCUUUACCCCACCAGUUGUGACUAUUUAGGUGACUCUCCUUCACCAGACCAGGCUCAGUGCCCAACAUCCAGCCCGGUGGUAAAGGCAAUUGUGGCAGAAAGGAGGGCAAGGCCAUUUCUUGCCUCCGGGGCCCCUGGUGGUGGGGCUCCACGAGGUGGGAGGGGGACAACAGCCUCCAAGAACCUGGCGGGGUAGUCACUCCACCUCGUCGCCCCGCCUCAGUGGGCGUGGCUCUGCUGAGGCACCAGUCAGGGAGGGGGCGUGGCCAGGGCGGGAAUGUGCCCGCCCCUCGGAGGAGUCACGUAGCUCUGCAGCAUCCGCAGCCUCAUUUACAGGACCCUGAGCUACAGCCACAGCUGUUGCCGGCCUGGAUCCGCGCUGUUCCUGUGGCUGCUGCCGCCGCUAGCUCACUGCGCACUUCACUGCACACAGAGCUGUCACCAUGCCUCACUCAUACCCAGCCCUUUCUGCGGAGCAGAAAAAGGAGUUGUCUGACAUUGCCCUCCGGAUUGUGGCCCCAGGCAAAGGCAUUCUGGCCGCAGAUGAGUCUGUUGGCAGCAUGGCCAAGCGGCUGAGCCAGAUUGGAGUGGAGAACACAGAGGAAAACCGCCGGUUAUACCGCCAGGUCCUGUUCAGUGCUGAUGACCGUGUGAAGAAGUGCAUUGGAGGUGUCAUCUUCUUCCAUGAGACACUCUACCAGAAAGAUGAUGAUGGUGUUCCCUUCGUUCGUACCAUUCAGGAUAAAGGCAUUGUCGUGGGCAUCAAGGUGCAGCCACUGGCCCUUGAUGGGGGCCGAACAUGGAAGCAGAUGUGUGUGUGU